Molecule: messenger RNA, 1354 nt
Organism: Gastrolobium bilobum
Lineage: Eukaryota; Viridiplantae; Streptophyta; Magnoliopsida; Fabales; Fabaceae
Product: mitochondrial import inner membrane translocase subunit TIM50-like
Exons: 10
Coding region: 85-1110 (341 amino acids)
Molecular function (GO): phosphoprotein phosphatase activity
Source: RefSeq, a predicted model, not a curated record
UUCAAUAACAAAGAAAAUCGCAGCUCCAAACAGGAACUGAUGCUAAACCCUACCUGAACCCUUUGAACACACGCAGAUCAAACAAUGUCUCUUGGGAUUCUUCGAUCGCGAGCCCUUUCCUGCGCAUCCAACUGCUACCGUCGACGCCUCCUCUGCACCAAUUCGAAUUCGGCUUCGGCUUCGGCUUCUCUCGCCGAGCCGUCCGCUGCGCCGUCGAGCCGGUGGAACUUCCUCAAGUACGCUUUCGUCGCCGCACUCACCGGAGCCACCGCCACUGCCGGUUACGCCACUUACGCCUACAGUUUGGAUGAAAUAGAUGACAAAACGAGGUAUUUCCGUGAGUCAGCUAAGUACGGUGCUGGUGAUGGAGCUACUGCCCUCGAUAAAUUUCAAGGGUUGCUAUACUCAACAGCAAUGACAGUGCCUGUUAAAGCAAUGGAGCUUUAUUUGGAUGCAAGAAGGCUAAUUGAAGAACAAAUUCAGAAUUAUACUGAACCGUACACAGACAAGCUCCUUCCAGAUUUGCUUCCUCAGGAGAAACAUGUGUUUACACUUGUUCUAGAUCUCAAUGAGACAUUGAUUCACUAUGUCUGGACGCGAGAUACAGGCUGGCAGACAUUUAAGAGACCUGGUGUUGAUGCUUUCUUGGAACAUCUAGCUCAGUUUUAUGAAAUUGUUGUGUAUACUGACGAACAAAAAGAGUUUGUGGACCCCGUUUUGGAUAGGCUGGAUACCAAGCAUUGCAUAAGAUAUAGGCUAUCCAGGCCAGCUACCAAGUAUCAGGAUGGGAAACAUUUCAGAGAUCUUUCAAAGCUAAACAGAAAUCCAGCAAAAGUUCUCUAUUUAAGUGGCCAUGCUUUGGAAGGUUGCCUUCAAUCUGAGAACUGUGUCCCUAUUAAGCCAUGGCAGCAGCAUGAUAAAGAUGACACAGCUCUUUUAGAUUUUAUACCAUUUCUUGAGUUUGUUGCCCGUAGUAGUCCAGCUGAUAUAAGACCAGUGCUGGCAUCUUACCAGGGGUGUGAGAUUCCGUCUGAAUUCAUUAGGCGUUCCAAAGAUCAUCAGAGGAGAAUGCAAGAACAGAAGCAGCGGGGUCGCUUAUGGAGAAAUUGAUCCCAGAAUAACACUAAAUUGGACAAAAAAUUGUAUUGACUUAAGGCUAGGAAAUGAGAAUUUUGUCAGUUUCAUUGCAAGUGGAUGAGUCAUUACAUCAUAUUAAUUUUAGACAGAAAAUGUGGAUUUUUAUUUAGCAAGUAUCGGUCAAUUCCCCCCCCCCCCCCUAAUUCCAUCGCUGCAAAGCACCUAUUGAUUUGAUGUCCGUUAUUCUAAGUAUAACUUUGUAUUGUGACGCAUUUAA